Molecule: messenger RNA, 2538 nt
Organism: Henningerozyma blattae CBS 6284
Lineage: Eukaryota; Fungi; Ascomycota; Saccharomycetes; Saccharomycetales; Saccharomycetaceae
Gene: SLA2
Product: Sla2p
Exons: 1
Coding region: 1-2538 (845 amino acids)
Biological process (GO): actin filament organization; endocytosis; clathrin coat assembly
Cellular component (GO): clathrin-coated vesicle; actin cortical patch
Molecular function (GO): phosphatidylinositol-3,4-bisphosphate binding; clathrin-cargo adaptor activity; actin filament binding
Source: RefSeq, a predicted model, not a curated record
AUGGGGAGAGGCGCUGAAGACAUUAACAGGGCCAUCCGUAAGGCAUUAUCUGUGGACGAAGCUCCACCUAAGAGGAAACACGUAAGAGCAGUAGUAUUAUUUACAUGGGAUAACAAAUCUGCGAAGCCAGUAUUUGAUAUCUUGAAGAAUGGGGCAUUUACAGGGGAUGAUAUUCAAUUAUAUAAGAUGUUAUUUUUGAUUCAUAAAGUGAUCCAAGAAGGUCAUGAAAGCACUUUGAAAGAAGCUAUUAGAAAUAGAGAAUGGAUUAGAUCAUUAAUCAACACACACCAUAAUAAUUCUAUUGAAGGUUCGGGUUCCUAUGACCGGUUAAUCAAUGGAUAUACAAGAUUAUUGUUGGAUAAAUUGGCGUUUCAUAAUUUCCAUUCAGGUUUCAAAAAUGGUGCUUUUGAACAUCAAGAAUAUGUCACCUUGAAAUAUAUUAAUGAUCCCAACGAAGGGUAUGAGACUAUUAUGGAUUUGAUUAGGCUAGAGGAUUCUAUUAAUAAGUUUCAAAAGGAAGUCUUUAUGUCUGUAGAUAGAUCAUCAAAUCCAAACACAAGUUUAAAACUAGUCACUUUAGUUCCUUUAAUUUCUGAAUCAUUUGGUAUAUAUCAAUAUAUUGUGAACAUGAUCACUGCAAUUCAAAGUCAAUUGGCUGAUGAAGAUUCUAUUUUGAAUUUGAAAAGAAAUGCCUUGGACAUCCACGAAAUAUUAUUCAAUUUUUUUGCCGAUUGUUCGACUGUAAAGGAAAUUGAUACUUUGGUCACUAUACCAAAAUUACCAAAGGAACCACCUGAUUUCUCUUCAAAUUUUGAUGAAGAAGUUGAACAUAUGCCUACCAAUUUAGAUUUGAAUAAGGGGAAGGAUACUAAUAAUGAAAUGUUAAUUGAUUAUACUGACUCACCACCACCACCAACACCAGCAAGAAGACCAAGAACUGAAUCACAAUCCACUGCUGCUACUACAGCAGUUUCUCCACCCGUAGUGCCAGCUCAACGUCCAAGAGCCAAUACUUCUUCCACUCCAGUGGCCAACCCUCUCACAUCACCUCCUCCAAAGACUACUACACCAGCUUCUGCUCCAAAAUUGAUCCCCAUUGCAAAGACAGGAGGAACUAACAAGACAGUUAUUAUACCGAUUCCAAUACCAACAGGUGGUGCCAAUCCAAUGGCUGCUGCAUUAACAGGAGGUAUUAACCCAAUGGCUACAGCUUUAACAGGUGGUAUCAACCCAAUGAGUACUGCCUUAACAGGUGGUGCCAAUCCAAUGAACCCAGCAUUAACUGGAGGUGCUUUAGUUACCAAGACAACAGGUGGUGUAAACAUUAAUAUUUUACCUCCACAAUUCACAAAUGGACCUAUGGCUCCUUUAAAACCAACUUUAACUGCUAGUACUUUUGGGUUACAACCAAAUUUAACAAAUGCUACGACUUCUCAACCAAUACCAACUACAUUUGGUUUAAACCCACAAUUGACUUCGGGUUUAAACCCUCAAUUGACCUCAGGGUUAAAUCCACAAUUAACCUCGGGAUUAAAUCCUCAAUUGACUUCAGGGUUAAAUCCACAAUUAACGUCAAAUAAUGCAUUUAACAUGCAACCAAAUUUGACUUCAAAUGCGUUUAAUAUGAAUCCACCUAUUAAUGCAAAUAGUUUUGGCCUUCAACCACAAUUAACUUCUCAACAAUUCAAUUCCAAUAUAACACCAAUGCAACAACAACAUACCAAUACAAUGAUGCCCAUGAGUGCUCAUUCUUUUGAUUUACAUGGUCAACCUACGGGCCAAUCUAUUAGUGCAAUGGUUCAAUCUAAUUAUACAAAUAAUUCCAUGGUACCUCCACAACCACCGACAUCUACAUUCAAUAUGCUAUCUUUAUUACCAAAUAAUACUACUAGUAGUACUACCAAUCCCGGUGGUAAUGCUUCUGAAUUACAACAACGUAUUGAUCAAGAUGAACAAUUAUUAGAACAAUAUGAUCAAAGAGUCACCGAAUUCGAAACUGAAUUGGAAACUAAAAAUAAAUUAUUAGAUGAAAAACGAACAGAAAUCAAUGAAUUGAAUACAAAAUAUUCUCACCUUGCAGAUCUUUAUUCCCAAUUACGUCAAGAACAUUUAAGAUUGCUACCAAAAGUACAACAGUCUCCAGAUGGAGUUAUCGAUACACUAUUAGAUGGUUCAAUCGAUACAAUUUCUAAAUCUUCCGAUUGGAUUUCCAAAGAUAUUUUAUCAGAUCAAGCAACCAAACUUGCUAGUGAAAUGAAUGAUUAUAUAGUCACUAAAGGUGAUAUUAGUGGUGUCACAGUAGCUGUUGCUGAAUUUACUACAAGUUUAUCACUUCUAUCCUCAUCAAAUACCGGUAAUGGUAACCGUUAUUUUAUGAAUGUUGAUCCAUCUCUCAUCAAUAAUAUUAUCUCGGAGGGGAAUUAUUUCUUGAGUUGUUUGAAAUCCGAAAAAUUAAAUGCAUUAGGCGAUGAUGAAUCCAAGACAGACGCUGUAAUUACUGCCAAUAUAGAUUUCCAAAGAACUUUACAACAUUUAUAA